AUGGCCCAAGGCCAGAAAAAACUCCGAAUUGCCAUUAUUGGCGGUGGCAUUGCUGGAAUUGUCCUCGCAAUUUCGCUUCUCAAGAGGAACAUUCCUUGCAAAAUCUACGAGAGAGCGCACGCCUUUAACGACAUCGGUGCCGGCCUGGGAAUAAGUCCCAAUGCACAAGACGCCAUGGUAGCUUGCGAUCCAAGCGUGCAUAAUGCAUUUAAAAAAGUCGCCAGUGGUAACAUCUGGGAAUCCAAGAAAAGCUUCGUCUUUGAGUUUCUUGACGGCAUGGACACAGCGACUACGGACUCCCCUCUGUUGCAUAUCGAGAACCGUACGGGACUGCAGGGCUGUCACAGGGGCUCAUUCGUAAAUGAACUUCUCAAGCUAUUGCCCAGCGAUGUGGUUGACUUUAAUAAGCAACUUCAAGUAGUGGAGGAAGGUAGCACUGGUAGAAUCCGCCUUGUCUUCCAGGACGGGGCAAUUGAGGAAGCUGAUGCUGUUGUUGGCUGCGACGGUAUCAAAUCCAAAGUCCGAGAAAUUCUGUUUGGGGCAGAUCAUCCGUCGUCAAAAUGCUCUUACACGCACAAAUAUGCCUACAGAGGGAUGAUCCCCAUGCGACAAGCGGUCGAGGUGUUGGGGGAGGAGAGGGCUCUCAAUGCCACUAUCUGGAUGGGGAAAGACAAGCACCUACUGAGCUAUCCGGUCGCGCACGGGACGAUCUUGAAUGUGGUGGCAUAUUGUUCAAGCUCCGAUGAGUGGCCAAGUGAAAGCCAGCUGGUUCUUGCAGCCACAAAGGAGGAUCUUCUCCGUGAUUUCGAGGGCUUCCGGCCAUCUGUGCUGAAGGUUCUCGACCAUACUGAGAGGCUUGACCGUUGGGCUAUCUUCGACUUAGGGGACCAUCCAGUUCCGAGCUUUGCAAAAGGCCGUAUAUGUAUCAUCGGAGAUGCAGCACAUGCGUCAUCUCCACAUCAUGGAGCGGGAGCAGCUUUAUGUAUUGAAGAUGCUGCUGUGCUGGCUGCCUUAUUGUCACAUGAAAGAGUCAGGGUAGGAGCCGAUAUCGAAGCUGCGUUUUCUGCCUUUGAUAGAAGUAGACGGGAAAGAGCUCAAUGGGUCGUUCAGAAGUCUAGACGAGCAGGUCAACUAUAUGAACAGCAGACCGAGAUCGGUUGUGAUUUUAGUAGGAUGUCUGAGGAGUUGAGGGAGACUUUAUCUACGAUCUGGGAGUACAAUACUGAAGAAGCUAUAAAGGCUGCCUUGGUAGAGUUAGAUAACGCUUAA
This is a messenger RNA of Fusarium oxysporum Fo47, 1269 nucleotides long. RefSeq lists its product as uncharacterized. Gene Ontology annotation, biological process: secondary metabolite biosynthetic process. The coding region runs from base 1 to 1269 and encodes 422 amino acids. The record is from RefSeq and is a predicted model, not a curated record. The transcript is spliced from 3 exons. Lineage: Eukaryota; Fungi; Ascomycota; Sordariomycetes; Hypocreales; Nectriaceae. Gene Ontology annotation, molecular function: FAD binding.